AUGGCGCGGAAUCAUGUGCUCCUGAUCUUCCUUGUAGCCUCCGCAGGCCACCUUCUUCAGGCGGCGGCGGGGAUCUCACUGGACCACAUCGUCGGAGGAAGCUCCGGGUGGCGGCUCCCCCCCAACGCCACCUUCUACAGUGAAUGGACCCGAGAUAAGACCUUCGUCGUCGGCGAUAAGCUGGGUCCGUCCUCUGCCUCCCUCUCUCUCUCUCUGCUCUUUCGCUGUCUCUCUGAGAGAACGGUCUGGCUCGAUGAUGCAGUCUUCAUGUACACAUCGGGGCUACAGAACGUGCUGGAGGUUUCCGAGAAGGAUUUCGAGGAGUGUACGCAGGAGGAGGUGGUGGACAUGUACUACGCGGGGCCGACGGUGCUGGAGAUAACGAAGCCCGGCCCACACUACUACUACUCCGGCAUUGGAACUCACUGCGAGGACGGGCAGAAGCUCAGCAUCAACGUGUCCGCCACCGCCGUCCCCGACCCAGCUCGCGACGGCCUACCCUUGCCGGCCAGCAACGCCAGCGCGCCGCCGCAGGCGGCGGGCGGCGCCGCCGAGGCCGGGCCGGCCAGCGCCGGGUCACGCCUCGCCGCCACAGUCGCCGGGGUCUUGAUACCUCUGUCGACGGCGCUGCUUGUCUGA
Messenger RNA from Spirodela intermedia, 639 nucleotides. The record is from the annotation of a GenBank genome assembly. NCBI's taxonomy places the organism in Eukaryota, Viridiplantae, Streptophyta, Magnoliopsida, Alismatales, Araceae.